AUGAGUAACGAGAAGAAAGAAGUCGUUGAGAGCAGCGGUUCUAGGAUUGCUGAGACCAACUUAAAAGAAGGUGGAUCUCCUUCUGUACGGUGUCCGAUGCUGAGUAACACAAAUCAUACGGUGGGGUCCAUGAAGAUGAAGGAAGGUGAUACAAUUGAUGAGUUCGUAGGGAAACUUUCGGAAAUCUCCUCCAACUCUGCUGCUCUUGGAGAAACUAUUGAUGAACCAAAACUAGUAAAAAAGUUUCUCAAUAGUUUACCUCCAAGAAGAUUCAUACACAUUAUUGCUGCUCUUGAGCAAGUUCUUGACCUUAACAAGACCAGCUUUGAAGAUAUUGUGGGGAAAUUAAAAGCCUAUGAAGAAAAGAUUGGUAAAGAAGAAGAAGAGCACCAUGACGAUCCAAGCAAACUAAUGUUUGCUAACACAGGCACACCACAACAAUACCAAGGGGCUCACGGUGGUAACAGAGGAAGAGGACGAGGGGGUCGUUCUAAUUGGAGAGGAAGAGGUCGAGGAAGAAACGGAGGCUAUCAAGAUGGAAACUUUAGAGAGUUGAGCGAUGAAGAGUAUCUCGCUGGAAUUACGUGCUUUCGAUGUGAUCAACAAGGGCAUUACGCCUCCGACA
Molecule: messenger RNA, 625 nt
Organism: Microthlaspi erraticum
Lineage: Eukaryota; Viridiplantae; Streptophyta; Magnoliopsida; Brassicales; Brassicaceae
Source: the annotation of a GenBank genome assembly